Acanthopagrus latus (yellowfin seabream) is the source of this 8278-nucleotide messenger RNA. Its product is annotated as protein ENL-like. Lineage: Eukaryota; Metazoa; Chordata; Actinopteri; Spariformes; Sparidae. Gene Ontology annotation, cellular component: super elongation complex. The transcript is spliced from 12 exons. The record is from RefSeq and is a predicted model, not a curated record. Gene Ontology annotation, biological process: regulation of DNA-templated transcription. The coding region runs from base 211 to 1989 and encodes 592 amino acids.
UACUUUCAAGAGUGCUUAAAUUUACGGCUCGCUGAUUGGCUGAGAGAGCUUUCUGUUUUGGUUGCCUGCCAGCAGCCGUCUGGAAGGGGAGGGGAGCCGUCUGCCUUCCGCUUCUGGGCUGGAUUGACACACAAUGAGGAGCAGAGGCUGGGGAGACACUCCACAAACGCCGCUGUAAAUAAAUACAACAAUCACUGAGGCCAGAAAAACAUGGAGAACCAGUGCACAGUGCAGGUGAAGCUGGAGUUGGGCCACCGAGCCCAGCUGAGGAAGAAAGUGACAUCAGAAGGCUUCACCCACGACUGGAUGGUGUUUGUCCGAGGGCCAGAGACCGGCGACAUCCAGCACUUUGUAGAGAAGGUUGUCUUCCGCCUGCACGAGAGCUUCCCCAAACCCAAGAGAGUAUGCAAGGAACCUCCGUACAAAGUGGAGGAGUCAGGCUACGCAGGCUUCCUCAUGCCUAUUGAGGUUUACUUCAAGAACAAGGAGGAGCCAAAAAAGGUGUGUUUUAACUAUGACCUCUUCCUUAACUUGGAGGGCAACCCACCAGUGAACCACUUGCGCUGUGAGAAGCUCACCUUCAACAACCCCACCAAAGAAUUCAGGAGAAAGCUGAUCAAAGCUGGAGGGGUGUUGGUGGUUCCAGAGGGAGCUGAGGCCGUGUCGAGGCCCAGUCCAGACUACCCGAUGCUUCCCACCAUCCCCCUCUCUGCCUUCUCAGACCCCAAGAAGAGCAAGACCUCGCAUGUGUCAAAGGAACCCAGCAAAGAAGGAAGUGGUGGCAGCAGCAAAGGACCCAAACCACACAAGCUGACCAAGGAGCACCGUGAACGGCCCCGAAAAGACUCUGAGAGCAAAGCCACGUCAAAAGGAGACAACGACAGAGACGGAAGCAGCAAGAGUGGCCGCGAUCCUUCUUCUUCCUCGUCAUUGUCUUCAAAAAAGCCGUCAGAGAUCAAAGUGAAAGAUGAAGUUAAGGUCUUACCCAAGGCUGCUUUCAAGGAGCCCAAACUCACCCUGAAGGAGUCGAAGAUGGAGGGCAUGUCCCCUAAAGGAGGGGGGGCAGGGAGCGGAGGGGGUGGUGGGGGAGGAGGAGGGGGAGGUCCCGGGGAGUCCAAAGCCCCGGGGAAACGACCCUCCACUGUUGAGUCUCCCAAACCCAGUGCGAAGAAGCAGAAGAAGGGCAGCUCAGAGGGGCCAAAGGGGCCUACCGGCGGGGCAUUCACAGGGACUUCUCCUCGAGUCUCCUCCUCGUCUGCAGCCAGCCAGCCGUAUGCAGAAAAGAAACCUUCCAAGGAAAAAGGUCGCUGGGCUAAAGGCAAGAAUGACACACAGGAGCCGAAGGAGCCCAAGAAACCUCCAGAGUCAGAAGAGUCAAAUUCGGAGGAUGAAGCAUCAUCAAAGUCAGAGUCAGCCCCUUCGAGUCCCUCAAACUCCAGUUCAAGCUCUGACUCCAGUUCAGAUUCAGACUUUGAGCCUGGACAGAAACAAGGGCAAGGUCCCCUCCGGUCCAUGGUGGAGGAGAUCCAGUCAGAAGAGUCAGACGAUGACGACAGCAGCUCAGAGGAGGAGACGCCCAUCAAGACCAACCCCCCCAACCGGGACUCUCGACUCAGCCUGGACAGCGAGAGUGACAGCAGUGACGGCUCGCACAGCCCCAGUCGAGACCCCGCCCCGCCCCCACAGAAACACAACUCCUCCAACAACAAAGUUUCUGGCAGAAAGAGUCCAGAUUCCUCAUUUCGCUCAGAGAAGGUGUUGAAGAAGGGAUACGACAAGGUAGGAAGGGCCUACACAGAAGAGUUAGUGGACCUCCAUCGCAGACUGAUGGCUUUAAGGGAGCGUAACGUCCUGCAGCAGAUCGUCAACCUGAUUGAAGAGACGGGCCACUUCAACGUGACCAACACCACCUUUGACUUUGACCUCUUUUCACUGGACGAGUCCACCGUCCGCAAACUACAGAGCUACCUGGAGGCGACGGCCACGUGACAGGAAGCUGGCGUGGGGAAACCGGCGUGCGGAUGGCAGCGCGGAGGUAGACUCGCCACCACGUCUCCUCUCUUUUAAGGAGGGGGCAAACAGCCACAUCUGUCGCAGCCGUCUCACAGGCCUGACUGAACCGUCGAACAACUACCACACAAACAGAAACACUCGAACAAAACACAAGCACACAUGAAGACACACCACCUUCAGGUGACGCUGGGGAGGAGACUGAAGGAGGAGGUGUGGAAGGGAGGGGUGGGAGAAAACUCCAUCUACAGUCAGGAUUUUCACUACACAUCUUUUUUUUUUCUGUCUGUGCAGAGCUGUGGAAUGCACCCCACACCCCCUCCUUCACCCCCCUGCACUCAUAUUGCUCUCGCCUUUGCAAAGCCAAUACUCCCCCCCCUCCCUCCCAUUUCCUCCCCCUUCACACGCACACUCCUUACUUGGCAGAACGCUCCAGUUCCCUUCCCCCUGCUGUCAGCUGGAGCUCAUUUCUCUCCCGACAUACUGUUGAGUCGUGUGUGUGUUGACUGUGCAUGUGUGUGUUUGUGUGUGUGUGUGUGUGUGCAUGCGGGCGCUGCUGAGGUUUAAGAGGAGAUGUUGUCUCUGUGGUUACCGACUUCUCUUUGUUCAUGGAGCUUGAGCCCAGUUUCGAGACAGUGUCCCUCCUAUACCGCACACAUGAGAAGGAGACAGAUUCAGGUAAUACUUGACUUCAAACCCCCACAUUUAGCAUUUUCAAACAAUAUACAAACAUAGAAUUAAUGUUUUAUGACACAUCAUAAUGUAGUUGUAAGCAGUGAUUGUGUGAUAUUUGAUUUUAAAUGUAUAUGUCAAUGACUCCUGUGGGCACACACGUGUGGAGACUGGUUUUACGAGCAGAUAAUGAUUGACAAUUAGGGCUGCAACUAACAGUUAUUUUCAUUUGGUUUAACAGUGUCUUAAAAUUGUGAAAAAAUGCUUGUCACAGUCUCCCAGAGCCCAAAAUUAUGCCUUCAGAGUGCACCUUUUGUCCAACCAACUGUCCAGAUACUCCUCAUUAAUCAUCAUACAUGACAAAGAGAAGCAGAAAAUCCUUACAAUUAAGAAACUGGAACCAGCAAAUGUUUGACAUUUUUGCUUAAAAAAUAACAAAAAAACAGUUAAUUGAUUACCAAAAUAGUUUGCAUUUAAUCGUCUUUUGAUCGAUAAAUCGACUAAUGGUUGCAGCUCUAAUGACAAUAGUGUUGAAACACUGUUGUUAUAAUAUAAAGUAUGUCUUACUUGGAUAAAUGUUGACAAACACUGUACUGUUAAAGGGGCAAUAUAUAAGAAUUUCAGAUGAAGAUGUUGAGGGGGCACUAUGUAGUUGUGAAGAAGAAAUUCAAAGUCAGAAUUUUGAUAUUUAUAAUAUGAACAAGGUAAUGAUACAAAAUCUGAAAUAUGUAUCUUUCCAUAACUGAAUAAAAAGCUAGAGAGGUGGCAGGGUCCACCAAAUAGUUUUCACAUCACGCUACAAUCUGCUCACAUUUGAUGGGUUAGUACAUGUAAAUUGAAAUUGUUGUUUAAUUGCUAUUAAGAGCCACCAUUAAAAAAACAAAACAAAAAAAAAAUCUAAGAAAUUCUUAUACAGGUGUGUACAACAAAUACUUAUUGUUCACCGUACUUAUAAAUGCUAGAUAGGGGGGUUAAAGUCGUAUCCAGCACGUUUGUCCUUACACUCAACACUGUACAUGAUGACACUGAGAUGUAUGCUGUGUGUGUGUGUGUGUGUGUGUCUCUCUGUGUGUGAGACUGUGUUAUGGAUGAGAUUUCUCUGUUUUCUGAACAUUUGAAAACACAUGUUCUGUUGAGUUUCCCCCUCUACUUCCUCGCACUGAAAGCUGAGCCUUGACCUCCUACCAACAGCUCCCCCCUUCCCACUGAAUCCCCCUCAUCCUCUACACCCUCCUCUUUCUUCAUCUCCCUUAUUCCCAUGUUGGCGUGCAUGAAAGGGCUCGACUGCUCGCGGCCAGAGCAGUGGAGGAUCACUCCUGAAUUGCCUUCUAAGUGGUGGGUAGGGUAGGGUGGGGUGGGGGUUAAAAAAAAUAAAAAUAAAUAAAGCCGUGAAAAAGUAGCCAUACUUGUCUCCCAGUAUCCAAAAAUAAGGAAAAAGAAAAAUAGGGGCCACGCUUUUUUACAUUUUAUUUUUCUACAAGUGCAUUUUGUGUAUUUAUUCCCAGAUUGCGGUUAAGAUAACCUGUGAGCUAUGAAUGUAUAUCGCUUUUACUUUUCUACGGCUAGCAACAGCCCCACUCUAGUGCCUUUUUCUGCGACUUGCAGUGUGAGGGGGGGGUGUGCGCUCUGUUAGCCAUCGUCACACAGAUUGAACCCCCCCAAAAUACCCCCCUUUGGGGAAACAAGUGUUAAUAGGGAUGCCUGAAUAUCCAGUAUUGUCUUAAUGGCUUCCAUCCCUGCUUCUCCUUCUCCGGUGUCUUUGUAGGCUGUUGCCAUUUUGUCAUUUCUCCUCUAGAAGUUUUAAUACCACUGUUUCUCACCGAUGGUGGUCCUGUUUUUAUGUUCCUGCUUUCUGAGAUUAGGUUCAGUGUUUUAAAGAGGAAUCGUCAGGUGACUGUGUGGUAGUUACUCACAUUAAUUAGCUCCUGUAGUAACAGUUGCUUCAGCUGUGUUGUGCAUUUUGUCUCAUUGAAUAGGGUCGGUGUUCCCUCUUCAAUUAUUAGUACUAGCUUCGGAGCGUUUGAUACCAAGUUACCAGGCACUUGAAGGGCAUCAACGAAGGGCAUGUAGGCAGAAAAAUAAGCUAAAGAAAACGCUCCUUGUGUUUCCAUUCACUCAAUAUUUAAAAUGUAUUUCUAAGAGACCUGAAUCAUGAAGCAAGACUAUGACAGAUAACUAACCCAUGCUGACUGGUUUCACAAAGCUGGCUCACUUGACCCAUUUUACAUUGUUUAAAGGCCCAUCCACACCAAAAUAUUGGCAAAUUGUCCACACAACAACUGUAGCUUUAACUUAUUCUUUAAUUGUUACGGUUAAGUCUAUAUAUACUCAGCACCUCGACACAUAAAACUUGUGAGAUGUUCUGCUGCACACAGCGAACAAAUGGCAUGAGAUGAAGCAAGAGUUUCUGCUGUGUAGUAUUUUAGAUAUCAUGCUUUGUCACACGUUGUAGCCACUUUUCCAAAGAAAUUAAUGUAGCCUAUUUAAAUUGUCGUUCAAUAUAGAGCAAAGUCGAAAUCGAAAGUUCAAUUGACAGAAACAUAUUGCUCACAAUUUAAAAGUGAUUUUUCAUCCAAACAUGGCAGAAGAUUAACAUAGCUGCCUUUCAAAAUAUGGACAUUUACUGUUUUUCUCUGUUUUGUAUUAGAUUAAACUGAUUUAACUCAAGACAUGAAAACAUCACCUGACAAUUGGUUGAACAAACAAUUAAUAGAUUAACUCACUAUCCACAUCUGUAGUUGCAGCCCUAGUUCAAUAAUUAGUGAGUUGGUUGACUUGGUUAGGUUGACUUCACCAAAAUUAAGUGUGAAGUUGCUGUUGCUAUGGUUACAUGCAGUUUGAUAAACCAUGUGCACUGAUUCAUAACAACUUAACUGUUGACCGGACUUUAUUUUGGAUAUAUAAACUUGUUUGAAUGGAUGCUUGGCAGCCAAUCAGAGCUUUCCCUUCUGUAGCGAUGAAAUAAUGAGCAAUAAUUAAAGAUUUCCUUUCCUGUGCACAUUAACCCUUAGUGUUCCUUUUACAGUCAGGUUCUGUAAUUGUUCAUCAAGACACUGAAGCAUUAUAUCAAUAAUCACGUUUUUCACACUUUAGCAUGGUAAUAAUAAUACUGGCCAAUGUUAUGUGAGUAUUGCAUUAUGUCACCAUUAUUAUGUACUUUUUAUGUUUAUAUAUGUAGAUAUUGUUUACUGUAUUUUGCCUACUGGUCUUGAUCUUUUCAAUAUUUUUUUUAACUGACUUUUACCUUUUGCUGCUGCACUGACAAAAUUCCCCUCGGAGAGAUCAGCAGUUUCCUCCUCCAGUUAUUAGUGCACUUUUUUAAAAUGUAAACAAACAUCCACCCACUUUGGUAAAUUGUGGGUUAACAGAGCCAAGAGGCAGCUUUGUGAGACCUGAACACUCAAAGAAAGCCCGACUGAGGUGAACUUGCUUCUUGAUUCAGGCCCCUGGUGUGUUAGUUCCUGUGGCCCCUCUAGGCCCCACACACACAUACACACACACACGCGCCAACCCACUGUGGUUCAAACCUUCAAUGAGCGUUUCCCUCCCUCACUCCCUCCUCCGUUUUCCUCCUGCCGACUGUGUUUUUAUUCUGACGCUUCAAUAGCUUUAAUGGUUCGCUCUGUUUUUCUGUUGCCUGCCUGGCUCUGAGACUUGUACACACUCCCUCUGCCCUUAUUGUAAAUGCCGCCUGAGCACAGAAAAUGUGUCUCGAACGAAAAAAAACAAGAAGAAGAAUAACCAGGAUCCCUGCCGCCUUACGUGCCCUGCAGUAACCCCCUCCUGCCCUCACUUCUUCCCCCGUCCCACCCUCAUUUUCUCUAGGUGUGCCUCCGUCAACAGAACUUCAGGCCGUGAUUACUGAGAAUGAACUUUGAAACUGUGUGAGUGACGUUUGUGCAUCUGCGAGUAUGUUUGUCAGCGAUGGGAGAGAUUUAAAAACCAACCUUCCUGUCCUCUCUGUGCAUCAAUGUGGGAACUUUAAAGUCCUAGUUCAUGAACUCUGACCUUUGACCAGGCACUCAUUCAGUCCCUUGUUGUGGUGGUUGAGAGGGGAGGUUACGUGGGGACUCGAGAGAAGCCCCACUGUCUACCAACAGUCAAUGUUUUAUUUAUGGACCUCUGCACUUUUGGCUGUGAUGACUUCAGUACUUAAGUAGUUACCUAAACUGUAUUUUUAAGGAUUUUAUACAAUAUUUACAUGCAAUACAAUAUGAAUUGAUUUUCUUUUCCUUGCCAACCUUUUUUUCUGUCUGUUUCUUAUUUAAUUGUCCUUAUUUUGGCAUGAUUUGUUGCUAUUAUUCACAGGCAAACUUGCCAGUUGGAUCUAUUUCAGGCAGAAAAUGUUAUGGGGAUGUUCCCUGUAUGUUUUUUGUGUGUCAUGAUUCUGAUGACAGCUGAAACACCAAGGAGCAGGUGUUGGAAAAUAUUUGCAGGAUGAGCUAAACUUUGAUAUCACCCUCUGCUUCCAGUCGGAAUAACUGGACCAGAACGGAGACGAGAGGAGUUUUGUUCAGGGAACUGAACUAUCGAGCUAAAAUAUUUGUUUUCCAUGUCGUCCACUUAUGAUUUGAGUUUCUCUUUUCGACUCAUUCAUAGACGUCUGUACCCAAAUGCCUAAUUUUAUUGUGUUAUGAUAACUUGAGCCUGAUGAAACACAUCAUAGGAAACAAUUGAGUUGCGAAGUGGAAUGGUAGAUGGUUCCAGAAGUAAUAGUGUCGAUCACUUUUCCCCUUUUGGCAGACAGCUGCAGAUAUUCUUCAUUUUUGAACAGCAUUAAACUCUAGAUUUAAUUAUGCAAAUUGAAACUUCCAAUCACCAAAUGUAAAAUUCUUUGUUACAUUAUGUGGGAGAGUCAUUGUGUUUCAGCAAAAUUGAUGAUAUGAAUGAAAAUGAAAAUGGGAAUAGGCUGCUAUCAAGUGUAACUUUUAAAGAAACAGGAGUAAAUAUGCUUGGCCGGCCUAUCUGGCCUUCAUGCAGUGCUUAUUUUGGUUUUCUGGUUUGCUUUAAAGGAGAAAAACCACUUUCGGAACCAUCGUAGCUUCGCCACUUCGCAACUGUGAGGAGGUCUGUGGGAGUGGAGCAUUUCAGCUGAGACUAUUAUAUAUAUUAAGUGUAUAAUACAGCAAAGGUAGAAUAUCUACUGUGUGGAUCUUUGAGCAGAUGAGGAAAGAUUUAGAGCAAAAUGGUUCCUUGAAAAUACGUGGAGGGGGGUGGGACGGGGCAUGUGCAGACGGGAUGUUCCUGUGUCAGUGGUCGUCAUAAUGUGUCUGUGACAAGGGGACAGGGUUGCCUGUAUUUAUAAAAGGUUUGAUUUUUUUUUUUUUUUUUUUUUUUAACUGGGGGUAAAAGGGGGGUGGGGGGAGGUGGAGUCCCAAAUGUGUUCCAUGUAUGUGGUCCAAGCUGCAAAAUGAUGGGCAGAACAAAUGAACUGGAUGGCAGAACAAUUUGGUUUUUCUGACAAUAAAAACUUGGCAUUACCAUGCCACCAUGUGGCCAUAUGAUGCAAGUUGUUAACAAGGACGAAACACGUUAUUUUAAUGUUAUUUUUUAUUUUGAAAUCAUAUUAUUAAUAAAGUCAUUAAGUACUGUUGUC